This is a messenger RNA of Carassius carassius (crucian carp), 1884 nucleotides long. RefSeq names its product ubiquitin-associated protein 1-like. Gene Ontology annotation, biological process: ubiquitin-dependent protein catabolic process via the multivesicular body sorting pathway. Bases 216 to 1493 code for a protein of 425 amino acids. Lineage: Eukaryota; Metazoa; Chordata; Actinopteri; Cypriniformes; Cyprinidae. The record is from RefSeq and is a predicted model, not a curated record. The transcript has 5 exons. Gene Ontology annotation, molecular function: ubiquitin binding. Gene Ontology annotation, cellular component: ESCRT I complex.
ACACGUUUGUUUAUUGAAAUAAUGCUGAAAUUAAUUUAUAAAUAUCGGGUGAAAACUUCAUCCAAAUGAAUAUGAAUUUAAGCAGAGAACGAAGAUUAAAACAAAAAAAAAAACUAAUAAAAAUGUACAAAAACUUAAACCAUAAGAAAACUUAAAAACUAUAAUAAUAUAUAAAUAAUACUAAAAUAACGUCAUGUGACGCAGAUGUGGAUGGAAUGUGCCAUCUACAGAGAUAUAAACAACAGAAAUACAUAUUAUUGUGUGUACAGAUAUUAACUACAGAGCUAAUUUACAGAAAUCGUAUUAACUUACUUAAAUUGUCUGUGCAUGUCAUCAGUAUUACCAGCCUGGAUGAGGUUCCAUUUAAUGUUGCUCUGUUGGGUCAGAAAGAGCCGGUCACAGCUCCUGAACUUAAGAUCCCAGACUGUGUUCAAACUCUGUGGGAUACAAAGUAUUCGUUCACUCUAGAGAAAAAUAUCAUGACUGAAUGGGAAGAACAGCAGUGGAAAAACAGGAAAGCCAAAAAAACGCCUCAGAGUGUGUGUCCCACUUGCCCGCCGUAUUGGCUGAUGUUCAGCAACCCACAGAAGAGCCGCAGGGUGCGCCUCAGAAGUGCAGAACUAUGGGAACUGGGCCCACGACCCCGCAGUUUAAGCCUCAGUGCUGCUGACUCGCGUAAGCUCCGCCCACUACGGGCAGUUCAGUUCCUCAUCGGCGAUAUAGACUACGAGAGCUCAUCUGAGGACGAUGCUGUUUGUGGCAAAGAAAGACCAAAGAUUUCUGUUCCACAGUCCCUGCGGAUUUCAAAACAUCACACCCAGAGAGGCUCCACCCCUCGCCCCAUCCCUUCCAGCACUCUCCACAAGGCCCAACCAAGCUCCGCCUCCUCUGUAAAAGACAUAUGUAAGCCUGUCCCCCCUGCCCUCAGACAGACACCCCAGAGCAGCCCUCGCGGCUCCAAAGCCCCCCGCAGGAAGCCCAAAGUGACAAGAACCAGCGGGCGACGGAACUCACAUACCCUUCUACAGCAGAGACCCUCGUGCGCAGGACCUCUGCCCUCCGCCAGGACUCAGAAACACUCUUCAAAUGGUGUACGUCCGCGGACGUCCGCAGGUCUGCAGGAUGCUUCAGCAGAUCUUCUGUACGCUUUGAGUCAGGAAGAAAGGGAUCUUCUUGAAGCUGUUACACAACAUGGAUACACACUGCACACUGCCAUACUAGCACUGCAGAGGACAGGACCCAAGAGUCCAGAUCAGAUUUUGAGUUACCUGAUGUCAUGUGACCGUCUGUGUCAGCUGGGUUAUGAGAAGACUCAGGUGGAAGAAGCUUUGGAGAUGUUUCAGAACUGUGAGACCAAGGCUUCAGAGUUUCUGUUUCUGCUGGCUCAGUUCUGUGAGAUGGGUUUCCAGCAGAGCACUAUUAAAGAAGUUUUACUGGUGCAUGAGAACCAUAAAGAGAAAGCCCCGGAGGAGCUUAUGACCCGCAGUGGCUAAGAACACACAAACACAUCCUCAGCUGUGAACAAAUGGAUCCCAACCUCCAUGAGUGAAAUGAUCCUCAACUCCAUGAAUAAAUGUAUAAAUGAAUCCUCAGCUAAAUGAGCAUAUGAAUCAGUCUUCAUCUCUAUUAAUGUAUUAAUUAAUCUCUAUCUUCAGCUCCAUAAAUGAAUGUAUAAAUCUUUCAGAAUGAAAGAAUCGUUUGAAGCUUUAAUACUUCAGUCUCUCAUGGUUGUUGAUUAAUUUCAUUGCAUUCAUUAUUAUAUUGAUGCCACAUGAUUAACUGUAGAUCUGAUUUCUUAAUGACAAAUGUUAAUAGUUGAUGACAGAAUCGUAGAUCAAAAUUCAUCAUGAUGCUGAUUAAUCAUCUAGUAAACAAAAAUAAAUA